Molecule: messenger RNA, 936 nt
Organism: Salvia miltiorrhiza (redroot sage)
Lineage: Eukaryota; Viridiplantae; Streptophyta; Magnoliopsida; Lamiales; Lamiaceae
Product: gluconokinase
Exons: 5
Coding region: 307-849 (180 amino acids)
Cellular component (GO): cytoplasm
Molecular function (GO): gluconokinase activity
Source: RefSeq, a predicted model, not a curated record
AGGUUCGUCAACAAGGAUUUAUGCCCUCAUCUUCUUCGUAAUUUCGUUUUCCAAUGCGAUUAUAACUUUGUUUUGUGGAAAUUAUAUAUGCCUCAGAUAUUAGUUAUUAAUCUUGUUUGUUUGUGUUUUCACUUUUAUGUGCAAUGAAUAGUGACUUCUCUCAUCACAAUCUGAAAUGAUAAUACUAGUGCUACAUUGAGCUGAACAUUAUGAGGAUAGGUUCAAAUUUCCCAAACCAAACUGCUGAGUUUCUUCAUGCAAAUAGUGAUGGUGUUUGCAGUCUAGAAUCCAAUUCCUUGACAUCAGAUGGCAUCCGAUAAAGGCAAAGCUAUAGUGGUUAUGGGAGUGAGUGGUGCUGGAAAAUCAACUAUUGGGGCGAUGCUGGCACAAGUGAUGAAUGCCCGUUUUCUUGAUGCUGAUGACUACCACCCACAGUCGAACAAAGACAAGAUGAAGGGCGGGAUCCCUCUUUCAGACGAAGAUCGCAUCCCAUGGCUUGAAACUCUACGCGAUGCCUUAAGAGUAAGCUUGGAAAAUGGGGAAACUGCCAUUCUUGGAUGUUCAGCUCUGAAGAAGCACUACAGAGAAAUUCUUCGAUGUGCAGAUGCAGAGUAUGUAGGUGGAGCAGCUUCAUGUGGUGUGAGGUUUGUAUUAUUGAGUGUGGAUGCAGAGGUUCUUGCUGCUCGAUUGGAGAAGAGAGAAGCACAUUUCAUGCCGCCCACGCUCUUGACAUCGCAACUGGAUUUGCUACACAUAGAUGAGUCAGAAGGAAUACUCAAAGUUGACGCUUCACUCCAUCCUCACCAAACUUUGAAAGCCAUACAAGCUUUGCUUCUUCAUCAAUCAUAAGUAUCUGCUAUUUUCUUCAACUUCAACUAUAUACAUUUCUCUCCUCUCAUUACUAUCUUUUAUAAAUUGCCCAACCUUCUCGAGGCA